Molecule: messenger RNA, 1459 nt
Organism: Dipodomys ordii (Ord's kangaroo rat)
Lineage: Eukaryota; Metazoa; Chordata; Mammalia; Rodentia; Heteromyidae
Gene: Xkr9
Product: XK, Kell blood group complex subunit-related family, member 9
Exons: 4
Coding region: 341-1459 (372 amino acids)
Biological process (GO): phosphatidylserine exposure on apoptotic cell surface; engulfment of apoptotic cell; apoptotic process involved in development
Cellular component (GO): plasma membrane
Source: RefSeq, a predicted model, not a curated record
GAAAUAAAGAAUUCACAAAAUGAAGAUUUUCCAGAAGGGACUUUGAAUAAAAGAAGACUUUUUGGAUUGACAAGUAUUUUCAUCUGUAAUGAAGAUAAUUGAGGAACAGAAGAUUGAGUGAGGCCUUACAGCAUUGGAACUGGAUUAGAGAUUUAGAAAAGUUAACUUUUGGCUUUAGUAUUCCAAUUUCAUAAAAUUCAGUUUCUAAACUGAUUUAGGGAUCAAAAUUAGAAUCUAGUGCUGUGCCAAAGGGUGCACUGGUACUUGUUCCAGCAUUUAAAAACAUUUUUUGUAGGAAGAAAGGAGAUAGCCAGGAAGCCAAGGACUAUAGUCAUUCAUAAUGAAAUACACAAAAUGCAAUUUUAUGAUGUCAGUUCUUGGCAUUAUAAUCUAUAUAGCUGAUUUAAUUGUGGACAUCUGUGCAUCUGUUAGGUUUUUCCAUGAAGGACAAUAUGUUUCUGGUGUUUUAAUAUUAAGCUUCAUGCUUUUUGGAACUCUUGUGGUCCAGUGUUUUAGUUAUACUUGGUUUAAGGAUGAUUUAAAAACAGCAGACCAAGAAAGUCAAAAUUGUUUUCUUCUACUCCAUUGCCUGCAAGGAGGAGUUUUUACAAGGUACUGGUUUGCUUUAAAAAAGGGUUACCACGUGGCUUUCAAAUAUACCAGCAAUACUCAGAACUUCAUGGAGGAGCAAACUGAGCAGCAUGAAGUUAUUGAUAGAGUGACUGAUUUGAGCAUGCUCAGGCUAUUUGAGACCUACCUGGAAGGUUGCCCGCAACUUAUUCUUCAGCUCUACAUCUUGUUGGAACAUGGUGAAAUGAAUUUCAUUCAGUCUGCAGCCAUCGCGAUUUCUUGCUGUGCUAUUUCUGUUGCAACGGUUGAUUUUCAAAUAGCUUUAAGAAAAUCUUUGCCUGAUAAGAAGCUUCUUAAUGGAGCCUGCCCCAGGACCACCUACCUCCUUUACAAGUUCCUGACAUUAGCAUCUUGGAUGCUGAGUGUUGUACUUCUACUGUUUGUAAAUGUUAACCUUACCUUAUUUCUUUUGUCAUUUCUUUGGCUGAUAGGUUUAAUAUGGGCAAUUAAAAAUCAAACUCAAUUUUGUAAUUCCAGAGGUAUGGAAUUCUUAUAUAGGAUGGUUGUUGGUUUCAUUUUAGUUUUUACAUUUUUUAAUAUUAAGGGGCAGCAUACCAGAUGUCCAAUGUCUUGUUAUUAUAGUGUAAGAGUACUGGCUACUUUGGGGAUAUUGUUUAUGUUCUGGACUUAUCCACUCUCUAUUUUUAACUCAGACUACUUUAUACCUACCAGUGUCUUUAUAGUUCUAACUCUUCUUUUUGGAAUCAUUUUUCUAAUCACUUAUUAUGGGAAUUGUCACCCAAACAUAAAUGAGGAUACAAAAGGUGAUGAAAUUGAUGGAAAAUCUGUUGAGAGAUAUUGUAGAAUGAGGUAUUUCCUAAUGGAAUAA